AAAUCUCGCGGAAUCUGCAUGCGAAGGGGUAUCGUCUCGCGUUUCCUCCCCCGACCUGCUGCCUCGAGCGAGCGACCACAGACGAGGCGGGAGUCCUCGCCGGCGGCCCGAGCAGGGUAUUGUUCCCUGAUGGCAUCCUCGGGGAAGAUGGAGGGGCCAUCGGCGCCAGCGCUCCGACGGGACCCGUACGAGGUGCUCUCCGUAUCAAGAGACUCCUCCGACCAGGAGAUAAAGUCCGCCUACCGCAAGCUCGCUCUCAAGUAUCACCCGGACAAAAAUGCUAGCAACCCAGAAGCGUCAGAGCUCUUCAAAGAAGUUGCAUAUUCAUACAGUAUCUUGUCAGACCCUGAGAAACGGAGGCAAUAUGAUACUGCUGGUUUUGAGGCGUUGGAAAAUGAAGGAAUGGAUAUGGAGAUUGAUUUGUCCAAUCUUGGAACUGUGAACACAAUGUUUGCUGCACUUUUCAGCAAGCUUGGGGUUCCUAUCAAGACGACGGUAUCUCCUACUGUUCUUGAAGAAGCUAUGAAUGGAACAGUGACAGUGAGGCCACUCCCAGUUGGGACAUCAGCUAUGGGAAAGGUUGAAAAGCAAUCUGCUCAUUUCUUUGGUGUGACAAUAAGUGAAGAACAAACUCAUUCAGGAAUAGUAGUUAGAGUCACUUCAGUUGCACAAAGUAAAUUUAAGCUUCUUUUCUUCGAACAAGAAGUCAACGGAGGCUAUGGACUAGCUCUACAGGAAGAUAGUCAGAAGACUGGCAAGGUGACCUCUGCAGGCAUGUAUUUCCUGCAUUUUCAAGUCUACCGUAUGGACUCGACAGUGAAUGCGUUGGCAAUGGCUAAAGACCCUGAGGCUGCAUUCUUUAAAAGAUUGGAAGGUCUCCAACCUUGCGAAGUCUCGACACUUAAACCUGGAACUCAUAUAUUUGCCGUAUAUGGUGACAAUUUUUUCAAGCCAGCCAGCUAUACAAUUGAAGCAAUGUGCGCAAAGAGUUACGAAGACACAACAGAAAGGCUAAAAGAAAUAGAGGCUAAAAUUCUGGAGAAAAGAAAUGAUCUGCGUCAAUUCGAAACUGAGUACAGAAAAGCUUUGGCACGGUUUCAGGAAGCGACCACCAGAUAUACACAAGAAAAAGAAGCGGUUGAUGAUAUGUUGAGAGAAAGGGAUGACAUCCAUUCUUCAUUCACGACCGAACGAACUAUCACGAGCUCACUUGGAGCUGGUAGCAGCAGCAGUAGAUAUCCAGUUGAGCAGAACAAAACUGAGAGUCCCGAGAACGGUAACAUAGAUGGCAGGGAAAAAUCGACUAAAAAGAAGUGGUUUAAUCUAAAUCUUAAUAGAUCUGACAGGAGAGCCUGAGCAGUUUAUUUUCAUCAAUGUCAGCAUCGGCACAUCCACCGUUGUACAUUACGGAAGCUCAAUUGUAUUUGUGUACACUUGGCGUUGUUUUUCAUUUCUAGCAUAGCAGUUUUGAGUACAAUCGUGUACUAUUCAUUAACAAUUCUUCUUCCUCCACUUGAGGUACGA
Hordeum vulgare subsp. vulgare (domesticated barley) is the source of this 1524-nucleotide messenger RNA. RefSeq names its product chaperone protein dnaJ 15. The record is from RefSeq and is a predicted model, not a curated record. Bases 19 to 1356 code for a protein of 445 amino acids. The transcript is spliced from 12 exons. Lineage: Eukaryota; Viridiplantae; Streptophyta; Magnoliopsida; Poales; Poaceae.